This is a messenger RNA of Heterobasidion irregulare TC 32-1, 792 nucleotides long. RefSeq names its product 20S proteasome, regulatory subunit beta type. Gene Ontology annotation, biological process: proteasome-mediated ubiquitin-dependent protein catabolic process. Gene Ontology annotation, cellular component: proteasome core complex, beta-subunit complex; proteasome core complex. The record is from RefSeq and is a predicted model, not a curated record. NCBI's taxonomy places the organism in Eukaryota, Fungi, Basidiomycota, Agaricomycetes, Russulales, Bondarzewiaceae. The coding region runs from base 105 to 731 and encodes 208 amino acids. The transcript is spliced from 5 exons.
GCGUCACCGUGUCCAUACACCAGCCACCUCCGCACUCUGCACCACGCAAUCCUUUUCUCUCCACACACUUGUGCUUUCUUUGAAUCUCAACGACUCGGCCCAUCAUGUCGAUCAUGGAGUAUAACGGCGGCUCGGUGGUAGCGAUGGUCGGGAAGGACUGCGUCGCGAUUGCUUCUGAUUUGCGCCUCGGGAACCAGGCAAUGACUAUUGCCACGAACUUUGAGAAGGUGUUCCCUGUAACAGACCGGAUAUACCUUGGGCUUCCGGGUCUGGGGACUGAUGUAGCGACCCUACGUGAACGCUUCCGGUUUCGGGUCAACAUGUACACUAUCAAAGAAUCACGCGAGAUCGAACCGAGCACAUUUGCGCGUCUUGUUUCCUCAACAUUGUACGAGCACCGAUUCGGGCCGUAUUUCAUCGAGCCGGUCAUCGCAGGCAUGGAGCGCACAGCAAGCGGGAAAUAUGAACCAUACAUCGCUGCAGCCGACCUGAUUGGAUGUCUGAACUUUGCCAAGGACUUUGUCGUCGCUGGAACGGCGAGUGACAAGCUGUUCGGUGUUGCCGAGGGUCUUUGGGAGCCAGGCCUGGACCCAGAGGAUUUGUUCGAGACUAUCAGCCAGACACUGAUGAACGCUGUGGAUAGAGAUGCCUAUUCGGGCUGGGGGGCUGUCGUACAUGUAAUCACAAAGGACAAAGUUGUAACGCGCACGCUCAAGGGUAGAAUGGAUUAAAGUGCAGAAGUAUCAUCGUCUCAUUUUCUGUGUUGUAAUUGCAUGGUCUCUUUCUAUCUCC